This is a messenger RNA of Alternaria postmessia, 879 nucleotides long. RefSeq lists its product as uncharacterized. The coding region runs from base 1 to 879 and encodes 292 amino acids. Lineage: Eukaryota; Fungi; Ascomycota; Dothideomycetes; Pleosporales; Pleosporaceae. The record is from RefSeq and is a predicted model, not a curated record. The transcript has a single exon.
AUGACUAGCAACCGGAACCCGCCGUCUAAGAAGCGCGCUGCAUCACCAGCAAAAGGCAGUCGUACCUCCAAACGCUUACAAGUAUCAAGCAAAGUGUCUCGUCCACCACUCUCGAAGAUCACCUCUCAGCAUGGAAGCGCGCUUCUAAGUCUCCCUCGUGAGAUUCGAGAUCAAAUCUACACGAAGGCUCUCGAAGAAUCACCUCUUACAUUUCGCGUGGAUAAACUCAUGGUCAUUGCGACACACAAUCCGGAAGUUUCCAUCGAGGCCUCGAAACCAGUAUGUCGAGGUCUUCCACUCUGGAUGUUAUCUAGUCGACAGGUGCUUUACGAAGUCCUGGAUCUAAUUGCAUGGACCUUCACUUUCCAGCCACUUGGGCGGAUAACUGGACCUGAACGAGAACUCGCGGGAGCACCAAAUUCACUUAUCUUCACUAACGAUGGCGUACGAAACAUCAAGCUUCGCUACCUGGUCUUUAACACGAAGGAGUACCUCGGCGAACACCUGAUCAUUCCUUUCCUCAAGCUAAUGAAUGACUUGUCUCUCAAAAACGCGUGUUUGGAGCUGGUUUGGAGUUAUACAAGCUUCCGGUACGCCUUGAUGCCGGACGAGGCCAAUUUGUUCAUCCAUGCGUGGGCAGAACACUGGAAUGGCAGAUUUCGCAAAGUUAAGAUUGAAAUUGAGGCUGAGACAGAUCCUAAGCAGUUGUGGAUCAUGGGUGAGGCCGAGAAGUGCGCAGUGAGGCUGAUUGGUACUGGUGGAUCCGUAUCUUGGAAAACCCUGGACAGCCGCGAUGUUCAGUACUACAAAACGUGCAAGAAGCCUACUUCCUGGGCAUGGUAUGAGAAACGAUCUGUAGUUGCUGAGCGCAAGAUAUAA